CUUCACUUUAAUGUUUACCCCGUAGCUUCACUUUAAUGUUUACCCCGAGAUAACUAGCCAGAUAAAACGCCCAAGUUUGUCAUCUUUACAUUUAUAUAAAACACAAUAUAAAGCCCAUUUGGGAGCGGGUUUACGAACCGUGGACCUCUUCUACACGUGCGACGCUUAAGAAUGAAGUGCUUUUUUUAUUAUUCUAGCUAAUAUGGCUAGUGCACUAAGUUCACGUUGAGUCCCACGUGGGUUUGAUAUUAUCCCCCUGGCAGACAGCAAUGGAGGAAUCGCCACUCAUAGGAAUAUGUGACGCUGCUAUUGAUAAGAAGAAAGACACGCAUUAUUACACAAAUAAAAUCGGAGGAUGUCCGGACCUGAUACCAGGUGUAUCUACUCCACAUAGCCAGUGCACUCUUUGUGGUGGGCUCCUCAGUCACAUUGUUCAAAUAUACUGCCCCCUUGCGGCAUCUCCAUAUCAUCGCACCAUUAAUGUGUUUGCCUGCAGUGCUCCACAGUGUCAUGGCAAGCUGGAAAGCUGGAAAGUGCUCCGUUCACAGUGUAUGGAGUCUGAGAUAAGUGAACCUUCAGCGUGUCAGAGCUCUGAUAAAACACCAGUUUCCAGUACAGACUGGUGUGACGAUGCAGAUGACUGGGGAAUGGACUCUGAGGAGAAUGUGUACAAUGAACAGACUUGUACAGCUCAGCCUGAGACAGAUGACCUUACAGCAAGCCUGGAGGUCAGCAGCAGACUUCAAGACCUCUGUAUAAAUGUUGAAUCUGCUGGACAACCUACAGAUAUUCCCACCUUUCAGUCCUUCUACAUCAGUGUGGUGGAGGAGACGGACCUUGUGGGGCAAAAUGACCUGGAGCAUGCCAACAGACUGCUGAAGGAGUAUCAGGAGAGGGAGGGCGUGGCCAUCAGGGAGAUUGCACGCUGUGAAGGUGAAGGAGGGGAGGAGGCGUAUGAAAAAGCCAAAGCCAAACAUGGAGAUGCAGUCUUCUCCAGUUUCAUGAAGAGAAUCUCCCUCUGUCCAGAACAAGUGCUUCGAUACAGUUGGAGUGGGACGCCAUUAUUUAUAAUGGAGCCACCUUCAAACAUUAAUCAGACCGUGCCUCCUUGUGCACACUGUGGCAGUCCUAGAGUUUUUGAAUUCCAGUUAAUGCCAGCACUGGUCAGUUUGCUCCGCAGUGCACAUCUAACUUCAGAGCUUGCAGUUGAGUUCGGAACUGUUUUGAUUUAUACCUGCAGAGACAGUUGUUGGACAUCUGGAUCAAGAAGUCCUAUUGAGGAAUUCCACUUUGUACAAACUGAUCCUGACCAAAAGCUCUUUAAAUGAUAGUCGUAGUUUAAAGACAAUAAAGCAUAAUUUAACACACUGUUGUACUUUUUUUAUUUAUAAUAAUAUUUUUAUAUAAAAAUGUUUAUUGUCAUGAGUAUAUUCACUCCUUGGGGGGGCAAGCCCAAAAUGCUAUAAAAAUUAAGCUUUUAAUGGUCUUAACAACAAAUCAUUGGUCACAGAAUGAGCAAGAAUUAAACAAAUGCAUUCCUGAGACUUCCUGUGCCACCAUUUGCUCGUUUACUUUGCUGCUGUGAAGUGUUCGGGGGGAAAGCUAGAAACGGGGAAAUUCACUUAUAGUCUUCUUGUACGCAAAGGUAAAAUCAUGAUAAUGAUCAAAAUGUUUGAUGUAAAAUUCAAAUUAACAAACAUCUGGGUGUACAAAAUUAAAAGAAAAUAAAAAUAAAUAAAUAAUAAUAAAGUAAAAAGCUGUCUGCAAGUUGAACCAUUUAAAGAAAUGAAAGGAAAAGCUAUCCCAUACUAAGUUACUUUAUCUAUUUGUUUAAUUCUAGAUAAUUUCCUGAUCAAUGAUUUGUUGUUAAGACCAUUAAAUGCUUAAUAUUUUGCCAUUUUGGGCAAAAAGUGGAUAUGAAAGGAAUGAGUGUAAACAGUUUAGGACAUCAUGGUGUAACAUGGAAUAAUGAGCUGGGAAAUUACAAUGUAUGCAGUCGAUUCAAAGUGAUAUAAUACAAUAUGUAUGUGUAUAGUGAGGUACAAAAUACAGUCAAAAAAGUCCAUCAGUAAUACAAUAUAGUGCAAGAAGUCUUGUAUCGUCCUGAAAUUGGAA
Ictalurus furcatus (blue catfish) is the source of this 2115-nucleotide messenger RNA. It is a transcript of the gene pdcd2l, whose product is annotated as programmed cell death 2-like. Gene Ontology annotation, cellular component: cytoplasm. NCBI's taxonomy places the organism in Eukaryota, Metazoa, Chordata, Actinopteri, Siluriformes, Ictaluridae. The transcript is spliced from 6 exons. Bases 270 to 1328 code for a protein of 352 amino acids. The record is from RefSeq and is a predicted model, not a curated record.